CCGUGAGUCAGUGCCCAGUAAACAUUGGCGUGAGCCGCGCCGGCUCCGCCAUGGUGGCGGCACCGUGAGGGCGGCGGGGCGGGCCGGGAGUGGGGGCGAGGGGCCGGCGCCAUGGACGAGCUCAAGCACCAGGUGAUGAUCAACCAGUUCGUGCUGGCGGCCGGCUGCGCCGCCGACCAGGCCAAGCAGCUGCUGCAGGCGGCGCAUUGGCAGUUCGAGACUGCUCUCAGCGCUUUUUUCCAAGAAACAAACAUCCCUUACAGCCACCACCAUCAGAUGAUGUGCACUCCCGCCAACACGCCAGCCACGCCGCCCAACUUCCCCGACGCCCUCACCAUGUUCUCCCGCCUCAAGGCCUCUGAGAGCUUCAACAGCAGCAGCCCCGUGGCCUCCAUGGCAACUUCUCCACCGCCUCCGGCCCCGCCGCUGCCCCAGCACGGGGCUUUCAACCCUGCUUGGCCCACGGCUUCCCCUCCCGGCCAGCAGCAGAGCAUGUGGACUCCGGCCCCGCCGGCGCAGCCCGCAGGCUGGCCAGCCGCCGUCUCCCAGCAGGCCACGGCAGAACAGAAGGCCAACGUGACCAUGGAGGCAGAGAGAUGAGCCCGUGGUGGAGAGCAAACGCGGCGGGGACCCCUGCGGAUGAAUAUAUAUAUAUAUAUAUAUAUUUUUCCCCCCUCCCCAAAGAGGAGAGGAACUUUGCUGCCAGGGCAUCUGGCAGCCACCGAGACACAUGAGUAAAUAGCUGCCUUGCAUGGGUUUGGUUUGAAGUAGUUUUUACUUGUCUUCGAGCUGAAGGGAGCUUCCCAGAGACAGCAGGAGGCUGCGUGGGACAUGGGACCGGUGCUGGCCUCUGCCUGGGACGCCACCGCUGCCGGGUUCUCGGGGAGGGAGCACCCCCUCCUCUCCUGGGACACCGGAAUUUGCAUGCAAGUGACAUUUAUGGAGGAGGUCCCUUCUUCACAGUCCCUGGGCCACCCCAUCAGGCAGGGUGGGUUGUGCCUGUGUCUUUCCCCCCCCUCCCCAUCCCUCAGCCCCUCUCCACCGUUUUUUGGGCAGAAACCCCACACGGCUUGUUUUUGUAAGGGGGGGGGAGAAAGCAAGGACUGUUCCAGCUCGGCCACAGCCUUCACCCCACACGAGCUGUCUAUUGUGCAGGGCUGGGGGACGCCGGCUCCUGGGAAGGUGCCUCACCGGGGCUGGGUCUGGAUGGGGAGCUCGGGGUGGCCGAUCAGGGCCAGCACACCCUCCCCUCGCCCUCCUGAGAUGGGGUUUGCUCCGGGGCUGUUUGCAUGACACAGUGUAACCCUAGAGACUGGGAUCGUUUUUAACCCCUCUGUUCUUUUCUCCCGGCGGCUGGAAGUCUCUCUGGACGUGCCGCAGCCGCUUGCAAUACACGCUUUUCUGCUUUGAA
Molecule: messenger RNA, 1411 nt
Organism: Cuculus canorus (common cuckoo)
Lineage: Eukaryota; Metazoa; Chordata; Aves; Cuculiformes; Cuculidae
Gene: UBALD1
Product: UBA like domain containing 1
Exons: 3
Coding region: 112-600 (162 amino acids)
Molecular function (GO): protein binding
Source: RefSeq, a predicted model, not a curated record